AUGACAGACUCUGUGAUGGAAGUUGACAACCCUGGGGCUGCCAUUACGGAGCUCCAGAAUGGCGAAAUCGAUGAAUCUCUCUACAGCCGACAACUCUACGUUCUGGGUCAUGAGGCUAUGAAGCGGAUGGGCGCUUCCAAUGUGCUCAUCGUCGGCUUGAAGGGUUUGGGCGUAGAGAUUGCAAAGAACAUUGCCCUGGCUGGCGUCAAGUCUUUGACCUUGUUCGAUCCCAAUCCUGUUGCCAUCUCCGACCUUUCCUCACAAUUCUUCCUACGUCCUGAAGAUGUGGGCAAGCCCCGAGCAGAAGUGACUGCCCCGCGUGUGGCCGAGCUCAAUUCCUACACGCCCGUCGCUGUCCACCAGGCAAAAACAUUAACAGAUGACCUGAGCCAACUCAAAAAAUAUCAAGUCGUUGUGCUCACAACUACAUCUUUGAAAGAUCAACUUACGAUCUCCGACUAUUGCCACCAGAACGGCAUUUACCUGGUGAUCGCUGACACAUUUGGCCUUUUCGGCUACAUCUUCACCGAUUUUGGCAAGGACUUCACUGUGGGCGACGUCACCGGAGAGAACCCAAUCAGCGGCAUUGUCGCAGAUAUUGAUGAGUCUGGUCUGGUGUCAGCCCUGGAUGAGACAAGACAUGGACUGGAAGACGGCGAUUAUGUUGAGUUCGCAGAACUUAGGGGACUGGAAGCUCUCAAUGGAGCCCCUCCUAGGAAGAUCACUGUCAAAGGCCCGUACUCUUUCUCUAUUGGCGAUGUCUCGGGUUUGGGCAAAUAUGAGGGUGGCGGCCUUUUUGCGCAGGUCAAGAUGCCGAAGGUCCUUCAGUUCCAGUCAUUGUCAGAACAGAUCAAAAAGCCAGAAUUCCUCGUAUCCGAUUUUGCAAAGUUUGACCGACCAGCACAACUCCACGUUGGCAUUCAAGCUCUCCAUGCUUUCAAAGAAGAAAAGGGUAGCCUACCUCGUCCGCAUAGUGAAGAAGAUGCCAAGGAAGUUCUGGCGAUCACGAAGAAGUUGGUAAAGGAGAGUGCUGAGGAGGUCGAGAUUGACGACAAAUUGAUCACUGAGUUGAGCUAUCAGGCGCAGGGUGAUCUCAGUCCCAUGGCUGCAUUCUUUGGUGGUCUCGCCGCGCAGGAAGUGCUGAAGGCUGUUUCUGGAAAGUUCACACCGGUUGUACAGUGGAUGUACUUCGAUUCUCUCGAGUCUCUUCCCACUUCUGUGAAACGAAGCGAGGAACUUUGCAGGCCCACAGGUUCACGAUACGAUGGUCAGAUUGCGGUCUUCGGCAAGGAAUUUCAAGAGAAAAUCUCCAAUGUGAAGAACUUCCUGGUUGGUGCUGGCGCCAUCGGAUGUGAGAUGCUCAAGAACUACGCCAUGAUCGGUCUAGGUACUGGUCCCAGCGGUCACAUCACAGUCACAGAUAACGAUUCCAUCGAAAAGAGCAACCUCAACCGCCAAUUCCUGUUCCGACCGAAGGAUGUUGGGAAGCAGAAGAGCGUGGCUGCAGCUGCCGCUGUUCAGGCUAUGAACCCCGACCUCAAGGGAAAGAUCACGACCAUGACAGAUCGCAUCGGCCCUGACAGCGAAGACAUCUUCAAUGAGGCGUUCUGGAAGCAACUUGAUGUUGUCACAAAUGCUCUGGACAACGUCGAGGCCCGCACAUAUGUCGAUCGGCGAUGCGUCUUCUUCAUGAAACCACUGCUGGAAAGUGGCACUCUCGGAACUAAGGGUAACACGCAGGUCAUUCUCCCGCGCCUGACCGAGUCGUACUCUAGUUCGCAAGAUCCACCUGAACAAUCCUUCCCCAUGUGCACUCUCCGAAGCUUUCCCAACAAGAUUGAACACACCAUCGCGUGGGCUCGAGACCUGUUCCAGUCCUAUUUUGUGGGACCGCCAGAAACCGUCAACCUUUACAUGACACAACCGGACUACAUCAACACCACGCUGAGGCAGCAAGGCAACGAGAAGAUGAUCCUCGAUAGUCUCAAAGAAUUCUUGGUCACUGACAAGCCAACUGAUUUUAACGACUGCAUUGCGUGGGCUCGGAUGCAAUUUGAGAAGCAAUACCACAACGCCAUUGCGCAGUUGCUCUACAACUUCCCCAAGGACUCGAAGACAUCAAGUGGGGCUGACUUUUGGUCUGGACCAAAACGCGCUCCAACGCCUCUCAAUUUUGAUCCUUCGGACGAGACACAUAUGGGAUUCGUUGUCCACGGGGCAGCCCUCCACGCUUACAACUAUGGCAUUCCUGUUCCUCAGCUCAAAUAUGAAGAUUACGUUAAAGUUUUAGACAGCAUGAUCGUUCCCGAAUUCAAGCCAGACGCGAAUGUGAAGAUCCAGGCUGACGACAAGGAGCCGGACCCCAACGGGCCAGCACCGACAUUUGCGGAUGACGCGGAAGAGUUGGACAAGAUUGUGGCCGAGCUGCCCACUCCCAAGAGCAUGCCUGGUUUCCGACUCAAUGUUGUGGAGUUUGAGAAAGACGACGACACAAAUCACCACAUCGACUUCAUCACUGCCGCGAGCAAUCUCCGCGCCAUGAACUACAACAUCCCAAUUGCUGACCGUCAUAAGACAAAGUUCAUCGCCGGCAAGAUCAUUCCUGCUAUCGCCACUACCACUGCACUUGUCACGGGACUGGUGGUCCUUGAGCUGUUCAAGGUCGUGGACGGCAAGACGGAUCUGGAACAGUACAAGAACGGCUUCGUCAACCUUGCAUUACCGUUCUUCGGAUUCAGCGAACCGAUCGCCAGUCCCAAGGGCACGUAUCAAGGCAAAGAGGGCGAAGUGACCAUCGACAAGCUGUGGGAUCGCUUCGAGGUGGAUGAUAUUACCCUGACCGAGUUCUUGAAAUAUUUUGACAACCUUGGAUUGAGCGUGACGAUGGUGAGCUCUGGGGUCAGCUUGCUGUACGCCAGUUUCUACCCGCCCAGCAAGACCAAGGAUCGCCUGCCGCUCAAGAUGAGCAAAUUGCUUGAGACUAUCAGCCGUAAGCCGAUCCCAGAUCACCAGAAGAACAUCAUCUUCGAGAUCACUGCCGAGGACACUACCGAAGAGGAUGUUGAGAUUCCUUAUGUGAUGGUGAAGUACAAGGUAGAUUGA
Fonsecaea multimorphosa CBS 102226 is the source of this 3102-nucleotide messenger RNA. RefSeq lists its product as uncharacterized. NCBI's taxonomy places the organism in Eukaryota, Fungi, Ascomycota, Eurotiomycetes, Chaetothyriales, Herpotrichiellaceae. Gene Ontology annotation, biological process: DNA damage response; protein ubiquitination; ubiquitin-dependent protein catabolic process. Gene Ontology annotation, molecular function: ubiquitin activating enzyme activity. Bases 1 to 3102 code for a protein of 1033 amino acids. The record is from RefSeq and is a predicted model, not a curated record. Gene Ontology annotation, cellular component: cytoplasm; nucleus. The transcript has a single exon.